AUGUGUCAUCUGCGGUUCAUGGGCUUCCGGGGCACGAUUCUCACAUACGCAAAAGAAACCAUUUUCGAUGCAAAGACAAACACGGCGCACGGCUUGGGCAUCGAGUCGGAGAAAAACGCGAAAUCCAAAUAUUGUGCGACAAUCGAGUCAUGGAGAAAAGGCGCCUUGGACACUGUUGAACUUCUCGGAGAUGGGGACCAACUUGCCUUGAAACUUACAGGAGCUGGAUCCCGUGUCACGGAAGCCUUUGCAGCAAGACAGCUGCCUCCACAGCAGAUGAUGGACGCUCUCAAAGAAAUCAGCCAAAGGUGCAAGGACCGCGGCAUUCGACUCUUACUAGACGCUGAGUCGCAACAUUUCCAAUGGGGCAUUUUCCUUGCUGGCUUGGAGCUUAUGCGCAAGUUUAACCGUGACGGCUACGCUACAAUUUACAAUACCUACCAAGCAUACUUGAAGAGCACCCCGGAUACUCUGGCUAGACAUCUGGAUAUGGCAAAUCAAGAGGGCUUCACACAUGGUUUGAAGUUAGUCAGGGGCGCAUACAUCAGCUCGGACGAGAGAUCAUUGAUUCACGAUACCAAGAGUGACACUGACAACGCCUUCGAUAGUAUUGCACAAGGCGCUCUCAAAUGCCAUGUUGGCGCAUACGGUGCCCCAGAUGGGAAGCCCUUCCCGUCGCUCAACCUCUUUCUCGCCAGCCAUAACAAGCACAGCGUUGUGACAGCGCACAAAUUGCAUCAUCAGAGACGCAAGGAUGGGCUGCCGACUGUACCAGUCGGCUUUGCGCAGCUGCAGGGCAUGUCGGAUGAGGUUAGCUUCUCGCUGCUGCAGCUGAAGGAUGAGGAACAAAGUCAGGAUGCCUCGCCGCAGGUGUGGAAGUGCUCGACAUGGGGGACCAUGGGCGAGUGUGUGGCGUAUCUUUUGCGGAGAGCGGUGGAGAAUCGCGAUGCGGUGUCAAGAACAGUGGACGAGUACUCGGCUCUGAAAGCGGAAGCGGGUAGGAGACUAAGGUCUAGAGUCUUUGGGUCUCGUCAGCCUGUAGCUUCAAGAUAA
Molecule: messenger RNA, 1053 nt
Organism: Colletotrichum spaethianum
Lineage: Eukaryota; Fungi; Ascomycota; Sordariomycetes; Glomerellales; Glomerellaceae
Product: putative proline dehydrogenase, mitochondrial
Exons: 2
Coding region: 1-1053 (350 amino acids)
Cellular component (GO): mitochondrion
Molecular function (GO): proline dehydrogenase activity; FAD binding
Source: RefSeq, a predicted model, not a curated record